Messenger RNA from Ricinus communis (castor bean), 1176 nucleotides. RefSeq names its product LIM domain-containing protein WLIM1. Gene Ontology annotation, biological process: actin filament bundle assembly. Bases 271 to 864 code for a protein of 197 amino acids. Gene Ontology annotation, cellular component: plasma membrane; actin cytoskeleton. The transcript has 5 exons. NCBI's taxonomy places the organism in Eukaryota, Viridiplantae, Streptophyta, Magnoliopsida, Malpighiales, Euphorbiaceae. The record is from RefSeq and is a predicted model, not a curated record. Gene Ontology annotation, molecular function: actin filament binding.
GGUAAAAAAGCAGAAAAAUAUCUCUAGCCACAGGUAGUUAGGUGCUUGAAAGUUGGACAAUAUGAUUGCCAAUUGCCACUAACUUCAAUUAUACAAGCUCUGCUUUUGGUCUCAGCAAUACCCUGCAACUCACAUUUCUCUAUCAUCUCUCUUCCCCUUAUCUCUCCCCCUAAUUCCUUCUCUUCCCAUUUGCCCUUGUACCCAUAUAACACAAAAGGAAGAGAGAAAAAGAGAAUAGUUGCAGUUGCUAAGGUUAGAGAAUUUCAAGCCAUGGCAUUUGCAGGAACAACACAGAAGUGCAUGGCAUGUGACAAGACUGUCUAUCUUGUGGACAAGUUAACAGCUGAUAACCGCAUCUACCAUAAGGCCUGCUUUCGAUGCCAUCACUGCAAAGGAACCCUUAAGCUUAGCAACUACAAUUCCUUUGAAGGAGUGCUCUACUGCAGACCACAUUUUGAUCAACUCUUCAAAAGAACUGGCAGUCUCGACAAAAGCUUUGAAGGGACACCAAAAAUAGUAAAAACUGAUAAACCUGCUGAUGGUGAGAAACCUAAUGCAGCUAAAGUCUCGAGCAUGUUUGGUGGAACCAGAGAUAAAUGUUUUGGCUGUAAAAACACUGUAUAUCCGACUGAGAAGGUUACAGUGAAUGGAACUCCAUACCACAAGAGCUGCUUCAAAUGCAUUCAUGGAGGAUGCGUGAUUAGCCCAUCCAAUUACAUAGCACACGAGGGCCGGCUCUACUGUAAACACCAUCACAACCAACUCAUUAAGGAAAAGGGAAACUUAAGCCAACUUGAGGGUGAUGUUGAGAAGGAGUCCACAACUCAGAAUGCUAAUGGAAGAGAAGUUGCUGCUGAAUCAUAAUCUGCUGAAUGAUACGUCUUCAUUCUUCUGUCAUCCUCCUCUUUACCAUGCUAUCGCAACUCUUCAUGGUUUGCUAUUCCCUGCAGUCCAAAUGUCUUUGUGCUUAUAAGUAGAUGAGAAUCUUGAUAUUUCUAAUUGAAGUGUGGGAUUUUGUUUGUUGUAUUUGUUUCUUUCUUCUACUAUGGGGGCUCAAGUGAGAUGCAAUGCAAAGACCUAUUUGAAUCUCAGCAUAUGAUGUGGUGAACUCCAACUGGUGUAAUUUGUGAACUUCUAUUGACUAUUGAGUACAUGCUGAUCAUUGGCAUUGCUUCA